CACAAUGUCCUAACAACUCCAACUGCCGCACUUUUAGUGUAAACUUCACCAUCACAUUUUUUUUUGAAAAGAAAUAAAAGAAUUUUGAUUCCUCCUACUAAUAUUUUUGUAAUCCUUGCUCGAUGAAGUAGCCAACCAAGGGAUCAAUGAUGACCCCACUUUAUCCCAAACUCUCCAAUGUGGCACGAUGUGAUUGAGUAACCAGCACAUCCACGAAAACGCAAUCCAAACCUAAUCUAUUCACAAGUAUUCAUUUUUUCGUAGAAGCCAAUAAUAAUAAUAAUUGGAACACAAAAACUACCAUCACCACUAAGAUUCCUCACAUUUCUAUUCAGACCUCUUAGCAUUGCCAACACCGAAAUCACAUACUAGAAUGGCAACAACAACCUUUGCAACCGUCGUAGGAAUGGGUGGUGCAUCACGUCUCACCUCAGGAUUUGGGAAACCACAAGUAACUGCUAGGAAUCCUUUGAGGCAAGCUAUGGCGGUAGGAAAUGGUGGAAGAGUGACAUGCUUCCAGAGGGAUUGGCUACGGAGGGAUUUCAAUGUGAUUGGGUUUGGGUUGAUAGGUUGGUUGGCACCGUCUAGCAUCCCGGCUAUUGACGGUAAAAGUCUGACUGGACUUUUCUUUGAUAGCAUUGGAACUGAACUUGCUCACUUCCCUACACCUCCAGCCCUUACUUCACAGUUUUGGUUAUGGUUGAUCUGUUGGCACUUGGGGCUGUUCAUCUCCCUCACUUUCGGUCAAAUUGGUUUCAAGGGAAGGACUGAGGAGUACUUUGAUUCAUAAUAACUUACGGUCUGUUAUUAAUUGCUUUUCCUUUUAUAUUAUUUUCUGCCUUGUAAUCUACCAUCUGUAACUCUGGUACCUUUUCCAUUGCACUAGAAAAAAUCGGUGUAAUAUCGCUUUCAUAAUGAAUCAAUGUAUAUUAGUAUUAUGGUUGUA
This is a messenger RNA of Lathyrus oleraceus (garden pea), 946 nucleotides long. Its product is annotated as photosystem I subunit O. The coding region runs from base 374 to 790 and encodes 138 amino acids. The transcript is spliced from 4 exons. The record is from RefSeq and is a predicted model, not a curated record. Lineage: Eukaryota; Viridiplantae; Streptophyta; Magnoliopsida; Fabales; Fabaceae.